AUGUGGAGAGGUAUGCUGACCUUGAGAAAUGAUCUGAAAAAGAUUAUUGAUUAUAAAUUAGGGGAUGAAACCAGUGUUAAUUUCUGGAAUGACCCUUGGGUUCAUGGUUGUUCUUUGUUUGAGAAAUUUCCCAGAGUCAAGAAGAGGGAUGUUGCUGUUAGGAAGAAUGCCAAGUUUUCUGAUCUUUGGAGAAACAAUUGGAUCCUUCUUGAUCCCAUUGAUGCAGAAACAGAGGAAGCUUGGAGUUUUAUCAGAAGUAAUUUUAAGUUGUCCAAUGAUAGAGAUAGCAUUAACUGGAAGGUAGUUCAUAACAAUAGAUUCUUUAUAUCCAAUACUAGAGGCAUUUAUAGAGAGCAGCAUGAAGAAGUAGCUUGGCAUAAAAUGGUUUGGGGCAAGAACUCAGUCCCUAUACACAAUUUUAUUCUAUGGAUUAUCAUGAAGAACAAACUCAGAAUAAAGGAUAGACUUAAGAAAUGGGGGAUUUUGAUGAAGGCCUUUGUGUGUUGUGCAUGUAAUAUCACGUGUUUUCGAUCACGUUUCGAGUUAUUUUUGGGCUCGUUUUCUUAUGGUUCGGGUUCAUUUUGGUGUGCUGCCAUGGCUUGCUUUGAGUGUCCAUUCUUGUUGGUUUCUGUGAUUCAUUGCUUGAAACGAGUCGAACGUGGCGACCUUCACUGUCGUUUACAGCCACAGUUUUCUUGCUCUUAUUCAUUGUUUAUGUGCAACACUGAUACUGAAACUAGAGAUCACAUCUGCUAUGAGUUUCCUGUUUCUAGAAUCAUUUGGAGUAAAAUCCUUAAAAUCUACAACUGUCCUAACAUCAGUAAAACUGUUAAAGUUGCUUUGAGAAGAAAUUUAUUGACAGCAAUUGUUUAUAGUAUCUGGAAAGCUCGCAACAAGAAAUUUUUUAAUAAUGAAGCUCUUAAUGUCAACGUCAUUAUUAAAAGGAUCAAAAUGGCUAUCCUGUGUGUGUGCACAGAUUAA
This is a messenger RNA of Mercurialis annua (annual mercury), 981 nucleotides long. RefSeq lists its product as uncharacterized. The coding region runs from base 1 to 981 and encodes 326 amino acids. The record is from RefSeq and is a predicted model, not a curated record. Lineage: Eukaryota; Viridiplantae; Streptophyta; Magnoliopsida; Malpighiales; Euphorbiaceae. The transcript has 4 exons.